Molecule: messenger RNA, 1858 nt
Organism: Humulus lupulus (European hop)
Lineage: Eukaryota; Viridiplantae; Streptophyta; Magnoliopsida; Rosales; Cannabaceae
Product: carotenoid 9,10(9',10')-cleavage dioxygenase 1-like
Exons: 14
Coding region: 16-1677 (553 amino acids)
Biological process (GO): carotene catabolic process
Cellular component (GO): chloroplast stroma
Molecular function (GO): carotenoid dioxygenase activity
Source: RefSeq, a predicted model, not a curated record
GUGGAGAAGACAGCAAUGGCGGAACUCGACGAGACCAAGCCUAGCUCCAACCAUGGCGGUGGUGGUGGUGGAGGAGGAGGACUUGUCUCUGUUAAUCCCAAACCUAACAAAGGCCUCUCUUCUAAGCUCGUCGACUGGUUCGAGAGCCUCGUCGUUAAGUUUAUGUACGACUCCACUCAGCCUCAGCACUAUCUCUCCGGUAACUUUGCUCCCGUGCACGAUGAAACCCCUCCGAUCAAGGACCUCCCUGUCAUCGGUUACCUUCCGGAGUGUUUAAACGGAGAGUUUGUUCGAGUUGGUCCUAAUCCCAAGUUUGCUCCGGUAGCUGGAUAUCACUGGUUUGAUGGAGAUGGUAUGAUUCAUGGUUUGCGCAUUAAGGAUGGAAAAGCAACAUAUGUCUCCCGCUAUGUUAGAACCUCACGUAUUAAACAAGAAGAAUACUUUGGAGGUUCCAAAUUCAUGAAGAUUGGAGACCUGAAAGGGUUUUUUGGAUUAUUCAUGGUCAACAUGCAAAUUCUGAGAGCAAAACUCAAAGUACUAGAUCUUUCAUAUGGAAACGGAACAGCUAAUACUGCUCUUAUAUAUCACCAUGGGAAACUUCUAGCACUGUCAGAGGCAGACAAACCUUAUGUCCUUAAAGUCUUGGAAGAUGGAGAUCUACAAACACUUGGUAUGCUGGAUUAUGACAAGCGAUUGGCACAUUCAUUCACAGCUCAUCCAAAGGUUGAUCCAUUUACAGGAGAAAUGUUUACAUUUGGUUAUGCGCAUACUCCUCCAUACAUCACUUACAGAGUUAUUUCCAAGGAUGGUUUCAUGCAUGAUCCAGUACCUAUAACAGUAUCAGAUCCCAUCAUGAUGCAUGACUUUGCCAUCACUGAGAAUUAUGCUAUUUUCAUGGAUCUUCCUUUGAUUUUCAAACCAAAGGAAAUGGUGAAGGAAAAAAAGCUGAUAUUCUCAUUUGACCCCACCAAAAAGGCUCGCUUUGGUGUGCUUCCACGGUAUGCAAAGGAUGAGCUUCUGAUCAAAUGGUUUGAGCUUCCAAAUUGCUUCAUAUUCCAUAAUGCAAAUGCAUGGGAGGAGGAAGAUGAAGUUGUUCUGAUCACUUGUCGUCUUGAGAACCCUGAUUUGGACAUGGUCAGCGGGACUGUCAAAGAAAAGCUGGAAAACUUCUCAAACGAGCUGUACGAAAUGAAAUUUAACAUGAAAACUGGCCUAGCAUCCCAGAAACAACUUUCAGCAUCAGCUGUAGAUUUUCCUAGAGUGAAUGAGAGCUACACUGGCAGAAAACAACGUUAUGUGUAUGGAACCAGACUAGACAGCAUUGCAAAAGUCACAGGGAUUGUGAAGUUUGAUCUGCAAGCUGAACCACAGAGUGGUAAAAAAUAUCUUGAGGUUGGUGGAAAUGUUCAAGGACUAUAUGACCUGGGACCGGGGCGAUUCGGUUCAGAGGCUAUAUUUGUCCCCAAGGUUCCUGGAGUCCACUCUGAAGAAGAUGAUGGGUACCUCAUAUUCUUUGUUCAUGAUGAGAAUACCAAAAAAUCAGUAGUACAUGUUAUUGAUGCAAAAACAAUGUCAUCAGAUCCUGUAGCAGUUGUUGAUUUGCCCCAUAGAGUUCCAUAUGGAUUCCAUGCUUUCUUUGUCACUGAGGAACAACUGCAAGAACAGGCAACACUCUAAAGUGCAAAGCUUUACUAAAGAAGAGGAGGCCAAACGUGUAAAUUAAGCUCUUUUACCAAGUUCAUCAAAAUAAUGCAUUUCUGUUUUUACAUAUUUCCUAGUAAUUACACCGUUUGUAACAGCUAUAAUUUCUGGAACAACUGAAUCUUAAUUUACAGCUCUCUCUCUCUCUCUUCUCUCA